Molecule: messenger RNA, 1644 nt
Organism: Melampsora larici-populina 98AG31
Lineage: Eukaryota; Fungi; Basidiomycota; Pucciniomycetes; Pucciniales; Melampsoraceae
Exons: 1
Coding region: 1-1644 (547 amino acids)
Source: RefSeq, a predicted model, not a curated record
AUGGAACAAGCCAUCAGACAUGAUCAACAAAAUUCCAACCGCACAAAUGAAAAUAUCACGAAUCCUGAUCAAUUUCAAAUUUACCAAUCUCCAACAAAUCGCGAGAUGCAUGAAGCAGAUACCUCUAUGGAUGAGGCAUUCUUUGCCCCUAUGUUUCCACUUGGCCCUACAAUGUAUAAUACUUCAGCUAUUUCGAACUCACAAUACCAAAAUGGACCUGAUCAUCAUAAUAACGAUGAACAAAGGAUAAUUUCAUCUGGAUUAGAUUAUCACCUAUCUAACAAUCAUCAACUCUCUCUCGAUCAUAUGCGCCGACGUAUGGAUAAUGAUCGCGAUUUCAGGACCCCUAUCUCAAACACCAAUCAAGUUGGCAUCCAUUAUGACGGCAUGGUUCAAUACGACCCACGAGUACCAUUACUUUCACCCCCUUCUAUAUCUCAAGCACACGAUAUGACGCAAUUGAACGAUCACGCAUAUUCACAGCAGUACUAUUGGAAUCAAGUCCCGAAUUAUUUUCCGCGUGAUCCUACCUCUAUGAUGAUCCCCGACCCGUUCGAAAUUCAACAACCACAGCCAAUUAUCCCAUCUAACAAAAAGACCAUUGCCUGCCCGCAGGUCACAAACCCUCAGCAGAUACCAUCGAUACCAGCUCAUUACAUGGAACCCAAUCAACCCUGUGACACUACAAGAUCAAAACGCUUGAAGUCCUCACGCGAAGAACCUUCAACUCAUCAAACUUGUCCAUCAGCCGAUACGUCCUUUUCAUCAAGCACCGAUGAGAGCAGUCUCAACGAACUUCAUAUAAUUGAAACCUCAAUGUCAUCUUGUGAAUUACUUGAACCUCCCAGUUGCCCGUCUUCUUCACCGCCUCAUGCCAAACAUUCUUCAACAAGUACAGAAGUCUUACCUCUUCCUCUUGGUCCUUCAACAAACUUUUUCUGUAACAUCAAUCAAACCUAUAGCCCUACUCAGGAACCAUUACCCAUCAUCGAUACCCACAAGAAACGAUCUCGUUCAGGCACGAAUGAAAAAUCUUUCAGUGCACCAUCAACGAUCCUAAUUCAUCAACAAAUCCCUAGCAGCUACGCUACAUGUCCUUCAACGACUGCUGUACCUCUUGACGAGAUCGCACCAGGCUUGAAUAUCUCACAGGUAUCUGGAUCAACGGUAGAACAAGCACAAGACGAGCGUUCAGUUACAACGCUCACUAAACCUUUGGCUCCCAAGACCUGUACUUCAGUCGAGCCGACCCAUUUUGAUGAAACAACCAAGCCUGAUCCAUCCCAGAAUUUGACACCGAUUAAACAGUCCAAGAACCAAACUCGACUCAAACGACGCAAAAAAGUACGCGGACCAACACUAUCUAGUUCUGAUAACCAACCACAGCAUAAAAGAGAUAGAUCCAAUAGUAUCACCAAUCAAGAAACACCACCAUCAAAACAAGAAAUGAUCAGUCCAGAAAGCUUAGAAAGAAAACAGUCUAUACAAAAAGCUUUAGAAGCAUUAGAUACUUUAACUGAUUAUCUUUCAAAAGAUGUAAGUGGGAAUAAUGAUCGUAGUAGUUUUGCUACACCUCAACAUUUCUUCGUUUUAGGUGAAUUAGGUGGUAGAUUACGUAGAAGACUUGAUUGGGAACGUGAAUAA